UGCAUAUGUGUGUGUAUGUGUAUGUGUUUGUGUGUGUGUGUGCAUGUGUGUGUGUGUAUGUGUAUGUGUUUGUGUGUGUGUACUUGUGUUGGGGGAAUCUGAUACCAAGAACAUGUGCCUCCACAUUUCAAAUCUAGAAUGUGUGUGUGUGUGUGUGUGUGUGUGUGUGUGUGUGUGUGAGAGAGAGAGAGAGAGAGAGAGAGAGAGAGAGAGAGAGAGAGAGGUGUUCAGUCAGUUGUAUGGCUUCUUUUCUCUGGUUCCUCAACGCUGCUGGACAUCUUGUGAAGCUCAGCACACACUUACGCAGUGUGUGAGUGAUGGAGGGUAAAUCACCUCACAAUCUCACAUUUGACCCCAAAGAAGAGAAGCAGAUGAUGGAAUUCUUGACACAGCAAGUACACCUGCUCAAGGAGAAAGCUAAGCUGCAGUCAACAGUUCGAGAAGAGAAAAAGCUGCUGGUGGAAAACUCCAAGCUGAAGAAAGACAUUGAUGAGCUAAAGAGGAAACUGCAGGAGACACAGAGAAAGAAAGCCAUAAAGCUCCAUCAGGAGAAAGUCCUGACUGCAUCAGUAGCUGCGAUAAAGAAGGAGGUUCCUGCUUCAUCUGAACCUACAUCUACAUCUAAACCUCAAACAAGCAACACGCGCAGUGAGGGGAGACAGAGGAGGAACCGCCGAGGGUUUCGAGAGGCAGUGGGCGGAUUGGAGCGUGAACGGAAGCCUGACAUUUCCUGGCUGGACCUGAGGAUCGGACGUCUCCUGGAAGUUCGGAAACAUCCAGAUUCAGAGUCACUCUAUGUACAGAAUGUGGAUGUAGGAGACUCCACCCCCAGAACUGUGGUCAGCGAACUGGCCAAUCACAUGCCUUCGGAGCAGCUCCAGGACACUCUGGCGAUUUUCCUCUGUAAUGUUCGACCAGUGAAGGUGCGCAGUGUUCAGUCUCAGGCUCGAUUGCUGUGUGCUGUCAAUCAAAACAGGAUGGAGCCUUUAGCCCCACCCACUACAGCUCAGCCUGGAGACAGAGUGACUUUCCAGAACUAUCCAGGUGAGCCAGAGAGAGAGCUGAACCCGAAACAGCGCGUUUGGGAAUGUUUACUCCCUGACCUACAUAUUGAUGAAAGGGGUGUGGCCACUUACAGGGGUGUGGCCUUUGAGGUCAGGGGGAAGGGCCUCUGCAGAGCGCCUACCAUCAGCAACGGAGGGCUCAAGUAAAGGACGAGGGUCAUUGCCAUGGUUACCAGCAAACCAAAUGUAUGGCACAAUAAGGACAUGUGUGAUUAAUAUCGCUGUUACAGAGCGGCUGAUUUCUCAACAUUUAUCAGUGUAAUAUGUUGUUGCCAUGGUUACCAUCAAAAACAGAUAUUAAGACCCAACACAGUAAAGCAGAAACGUGAGUAAAUGACUAUUGUACAUUUCAGUAGAGUGGUGACUGAGCUCCACUGUGGUUAUAUUUACAAUUGUAAAUGUGUUAAGUGUGUGUGUUGAUCUCAU
Molecule: messenger RNA, 1490 nt
Organism: Tachysurus vachellii
Lineage: Eukaryota; Metazoa; Chordata; Actinopteri; Siluriformes; Bagridae
Gene: aimp1b
Product: aminoacyl tRNA synthetase complex interacting multifunctional protein 1b
Exons: 7
Coding region: 318-1211 (297 amino acids)
Molecular function (GO): tRNA binding
Source: RefSeq, a predicted model, not a curated record